AUGGCAUUAAGGAGGUUCUACAGCGAAAUUAAGGGCUUGAAAGUGAAGGAAGUGCCCAACCAUGUGAAGCCGAUGCUGUCGCUUGAUUACGUGAAGAAAGCAGUGCAAAGAGGAAUGGAUAAUUACCAUGCUAAGUAUAUUGAAACAAGUUCAGUUGAGCCACUUUUUCAUGUUUGCUUUGGUGGCAUGAUUUUCUCUUACCUUGUUGCUCUUCCCGAGGAACGCCGUCACCUUGAGCACCAGCAACAUGCUAAGGAACACGGGAUUUUGUUCGGUGGGUUUUGUCUGAGACAAUGUGGAAGCCAAUGUGUUGAAUUUGUGUUUUGGGAUUUUGAUUUGGUGAGACACUGUGCUGGGUGA
Messenger RNA from Dovyalis caffra, 360 nucleotides. The record is from the annotation of a GenBank genome assembly. NCBI's taxonomy places the organism in Eukaryota, Viridiplantae, Streptophyta, Magnoliopsida, Malpighiales, Salicaceae.